Messenger RNA from Monomorium pharaonis (pharaoh ant), 3187 nucleotides. RefSeq lists its product as uncharacterized. The record is from RefSeq and is a predicted model, not a curated record. The transcript is spliced from 3 exons. The coding region runs from base 85 to 714 and encodes 209 amino acids. Lineage: Eukaryota; Metazoa; Arthropoda; Insecta; Hymenoptera; Formicidae.
AUAACAAUGUCAGCGGUAAACUCGUAAUAUUCGAAGCAACGUAAGAGGGAGACGAAAUAAGAACAAGACGUAUAUGAGAGAGAAAUGGCGUCUACCAGUGGGCACAAGAGAAACGGCUCCAGCUCGAGCAUGUUUGCAAACAAACGUACCGAAUCGGGGGGUGGUUUCGUCGGUUAUAAGCGACUUGAGAGCGGUCACAAACGUGCCGAGAGUAUAUCCAGUGCCUUUGGCCACAAACGAUCCGAGAGUGGCCACAAGAGAAACGAGAGUAGCGGCGGUUUCGGUCACAAGAGGUCCGAGUCUGGCAGUAAUUAUCAUGCCGGUCACCGACGUAACGAAAGUAUGUACGCGAUGACGGGCCUCUAUGCGGAAAGCGCCGGCACUGGCACCGACGAUAAUGCGGAUCCGCUGCAGGUGACCACCGGUAGACUGACUCACGAUACCGUCAUAAGGUGUCACAGUAGAAAUUCCAGUUCUGGCCUUGUGGAUCAUAGAGAUUUUAUCAUCAAAUGUCACAGCAGGAAUCCCAGUGCUUCUAUGGUGGACAGGGCGGAGAAGGAGAGGGCGCAAACUCCACCGUUUAAUCCAGAUUCCAAGGACUGUGGGAUUCUGAGUUGUAGGCCCGUCUUCAUUCAAAGAUUUGCCGGAAUAAAGAUAGGCUAUUUAAAUAUUUUGCAUAGUUAUUCGGAUAAAUGCUACGUAUAUGUUACGUAAUCUACAUCAUUAUUUUCAUUGUUGUUCAGUUCAAUGUUUUCUCCAUCGACUACAUUAUUAUUAUUUGAACGUCUAAUAUUUUCAUUGUACAGAAAAAAUAAUUAUUUGUUUAAAAUGAAAGAGACAGCCCGCGAUUCUUGCUGCAGGAAAAUUCCUUUGCGCUGUUUAUCUGUGACCUUUCAUAAUCGCUAGUGAUGGUUGUUAUAUUAUUUUCCAUUUCAGAAAUUAUUUCUUUUACUUUUCGCCAAAUGGCGGUGUACAUUGCUCUGGUUUUCGAUCAAAAACACCCGGAAAUCUCUAGUAAAAUUAUUAAUAUUUUUAUGUAAUUUUAGGUAAAUAUUUUUCUUUUUAAAUGAUUUUACAAUAAAGUAAUAUAGGUAUGUUUCAAUAACAAUAUAUCAAAAAAUAGAAAUACAUAAACAGUGACUAAAAGUAAAAAAUUGUAAUUCGUUACAAGAUCACGAUCAGUGCAAGCCCCAAUGGCUACCAAGCCCCUAAAACUCUCAAGAAUUCAGAGACUUAACGCUUAUGCGUUAUCAAUUGAAUGUGCCCCAAUGGCGGUGAUAGAUGCUUUCAUUAAUUUCUUUGAUCGGCUCGAUUUAGAAACUACUAUAGCUUCGUCACGAGAUUUAUUAAUCGAGUUGCGGUGGGACUUAGAUCCAGGAAUGAAAUUCCCUUGGUAGAAGCACGAUAACUCAUGGUAUUAACAGAAGUGAUAAUUUAACUCUCUUAGAACAAUAGAAAGAGAAAAGAGAGUUCUUUAAACGCGACUGCACACCUCUUCUUCUUUUCGAUCAAAAGGGCCCGUAGAGAUAUGAUGAUCGUCCUCGCCCGGAAAACGCCGAUCGUCCUUCAAGCGAUGCAAGCGCGAGCCAGGCGUCGCGAGGACGACAAACACGCCGCAUGGACGACGUGACUAUUGAUGUGGCUCGAGCGAUUCGCAUUCACGCCUUCUAUACGUUCGCUAGCGCGCGGUUUUUCAACACAGAAUUAAUUUUUAUUUUAAAAAUUAGGCUUAUUUUAAUGUAAUAUGUUAUAUGUAAUUGUAUUAUAUCCAAAGGCACUUACUCAAUGAUUAAUUAUCAAUGUGUUUUAUUAUUUCAGAAUUUAUAAACUUAAAAACAUCGCAAACUUUAAAGAUUGUAAUUUGCAAGGAUAAGAAAGACGUUGCUGUAAAAAUUGUAAGUAAUUUUGUAAGUUAUUAUUAAUAUUAACUUACAAUCCAGGCAUAUCCAGAGGCACAGUAGUGCCUCAUGCCAAGUGUACGCGCACUGCUGUGCCUCAUUUACGCGAGGCGUCGUUUGCGAGAUUCCGUAGAUUAUCGGAUCUCAAUAACGGCUGAAUCGAUUAAUUUUUAAAUGGGCUUAAUGGAUAGCUUGGAUCCGAUUUGUACAACAAAAGUGUUUUUAUUUUUCCACUACGUGACUUACGAGCAAAGAUAUCGCGAUUUAAAGUUUCGCAUCAAGAGUAAAAUAUUUUUAAGAAACGUCGUUAUUGUCAUUAUCGCCAUCAUCGCCUGGGACAGAUGGUGGGGAUUUAUACUUUUGCUUUUCGUGCGAUAAAUGGCUUACGAACGUAACGGACACGAGAAUUGACAAGAAGUGUUCGUGUCCGCGGAAGAACAGAACGAGAAGUUACGUAUCAUGAUUGGCGGUCGAGUCCGCGUAUCGAGGUAAUGAUUAAUUCGCGGCCAGUUUUCACGGCGAUGAUGUGACAGUUCAAGGUUAGUGACGUGUUGACGUGCGCGAGGUUAAUGGUGAUUUUAGUUUUAUGAAUAAUUCGCAUAUUACAUCGUUAAUUACAUCGUGGAGGGAAAUACGGCUGUGCCUAAUUUGAAGAUUAGUAUAACACUGCGUUGUAUAAUCAGAUAAGUUACACAAAAUUUUCAUUUUUUGUAUGGAAUAAGUAUUCUGAGACAAAAUUAAUACUUUAUUAUGUUUUAUUUGUAGUUAUAUUUAAAGAGAGGAAGAAACACUUUAUUUCAAAUUUAAGUAAUAGAAGAAUAGAUGAAAGAAAAGAGUGAAUGGUAAGGAGAAAGAUGUAAUUAUUCUUAAAGCUCGGAAUUUACAGAGUGCUCGACAAUAUGUGGACCUUCAAGGUAUGAAUCAACGUAAUUUCCUUUCCAAAAAUGAUAGGAUAGAAUGAACGGUUUAUUUUUUGUCAGAAAGUAUUUGUAUUAUAUGUUCUAACUUGUUGUGAGAUAAUCUUUGCAAAAGAUUUAAGAAAGAACAAGCUGUUUGAUGAGACUAUCAUAUUAUUAUUUUCAUACUUAUUAUUUGAAUUUUAAAGAAAAACAGUAAGAAAUUUUAUUAUGAAAAAUUGUUAAUCGUUACAAAUAAUUCUUGGGCAUUCAUAUAAAUAUAUCUCCGAUAUUGUAGCCUGUGAUCAUGUUAUCGGUAGACCAGCUGUGACAUAAUCUAUAUACUUUGUUGUAAUUGUUUUAGAUAAGAUUCAACACAUUGCAAAAAAAAUA